Molecule: messenger RNA, 432 nt
Organism: Trichobilharzia regenti
Lineage: Eukaryota; Metazoa; Platyhelminthes; Trematoda; Strigeidida; Schistosomatidae
Source: the annotation of a GenBank genome assembly
UCUCCUUUUAUGGAAACUAUGGAGAAAUUGCUUUUACUUAGCCUCGUACCUUCACUUAAAUCCUCAAAUGACCAUAAACAAUUUGCCUAUAAGCACAGUAGAAGCACUUUAGAUGCAGCUGCCGUCUUAUAUCAUAACAUUGCUUUCAGUCAAGACAAGGGGGCUAAAUUUGUUCGUUGUGCCAUCCUAGACUGUACAUCUACUUUUGACUCGGUCCCUAGGGACAUCUUAUUAAAUAAACUUGCUGCAAGUCAAACAGAAUGUUGGGCUGUUAACUGGUUACUUUCCUAUUUCUCAGGAAGAAAGCAGUACACCGUGUAUAAAAGGGAAGUCCUCCACUUCAUUGCCUACUGAAGCUGGUGUCCCUCAAGGCGCUGUCCUUUCUCCUUUUCUUUUUUCUUUCUUCUUGCAUGACUCGCCUCACUCUGAUGA